Messenger RNA from Gadus macrocephalus (Pacific cod), 1891 nucleotides. It is a transcript of the gene fam78ba, whose product is annotated as family with sequence similarity 78 member Ba. The transcript has 3 exons. The record is from RefSeq and is a predicted model, not a curated record. Lineage: Eukaryota; Metazoa; Chordata; Actinopteri; Gadiformes; Gadidae. Bases 980 to 1840 code for a protein of 286 amino acids.
GGUCGGGUGACGCCCCUCCCUCGCGUUGCCCUGUUUCCUCAGCAUCAGCACCAAGUCGACACUGAACCGCCCGGCUAACGGACCAGGGAAGGAUGCAUUAAGACUUGGGUCAUUAGAAGCGACGAUGUUGACAAGGUGAAAAACAGGAUAUUGAUUUAUUAGCACACCUCCUCGAGGCGAUCUCGUGCGCUGGAUAAAAGGUUUGGAUAUUUUCCGUACGCGCCCUCGGUGCAUCCAUUCACGACGCACCAUUCAUGCAAACCUUAUGUUUCAAGAAUGGACGUGUGCUGCACGGCAGACGUUAAAUUCAAACCCAUCCUUUGCCCGGUGUGUCCACAUUAUUGGCCGAGAUUGCAUUGAUUUCUGCCACAACACCGGAUCAACCGGGAUGGAGCGCGCGAGCACCUCGUGGUCGUCCUGCAGCGGUUCCUCUCUUUGAGGGCAUCGGGCGAAUGUAGGCUAAUAAACAAAAGGCAUCUCGCCCUUCGUUGACGCACCUGCUGCCCCCGUCGUCUCCUGACAUGACAACACGGAGCCCACAGCACAGCACGAGGAUCGAGGGGCACCGACGCGCGGCGGCCGGACGAAGGGAUUCGAGGCGGUGUAAAGGGGUCGUCAGGGGUCCUGCAGAACCGCCCGGGGGAGGCCGGAUCGCAGUUUUUGGGGACAAGCACCAAGGGCAGUGCGGCACUCGGCACACCGAAAGGGGGAAGGAGGCUGCGGAGCUCAGUGCUACCUUCCCCCCGCUCUCAAAGCCGUUUCACUAAUACAUUGAAUUAAAAAGAUAUACAAAGCUGUAUAUUGCUUACUUUUAUACCAAAACAAUCCCCCCCCCCCCCCCCCCCCCCCGCCAAUCCUUUAUUUCCAGGUCGAAAUGUCUUGGUAUUUAACGUGACCCAGCACCAUUCAAACAUGAGGAGACACUCGGGAGAUUGAACCUGCUCUUCUCCGAGGCAAGGGUCGAAUCGGAGACGAACCAAUGAGCGGACUGGCUCGUGGUCCUGGGCACCUUUCUUACCUGGUUCUGCUAAGUACUUUGCUGCUCGCGAGCACCAUGGGAUGCCUCCAGAGCAUCGCAUGCAAGCCGCGCAUCCGGCGGGAGAACAUCGUUGUGUACGAGGUCUCCGCCUCCAUCGACCAGUGUGCCACCGUCAUCGAGGAGAACUCGCCCAUCGUGCUCCGCUACAAGACGCCGUACUUCCGGGCCUCCGCGGGGAUCGUCAUGCCCCCGGUGCCCCGCAACGAGACCUGGGUGGUGGGCUGGAUCCAGGCCUGCACCCAGAUGGAGUUCUACAACACCUACGGGGACAUUGGCAUGUCCAGCUGGGAGCUCCCUGAGCUGCGUGAGGGCCGGGUGAAGGCCAUCAGCGACUCGGACGGCGGCAGCUACCCGUGGUACGGCAACACCACGGAGACGGUGACGCUGACCGGCCCCACCUCCAAGGCCUCGCGCCUCACCGUCUGCAUGAACGACAACUUCUACCCCAGCGUCACUUGGGCCGUGCCCAUCAGCAACAGCAACACGCCCAUGCUGACCCACAUCACCCGCGACCAGAGCUUCAUCACCUGGCUGGUCGCCAUGAACUCCGUCACCAAGGAGAGGAUCGUGCUGCAGACGGUCCGCUGGCGCAUGCGGGUGGACAUCGCCGUGGACCCCGACCGGCCGCUGGGCUCACGGGCCUCCCUGGUGGGGCGGGCCCACCACGAGCAGCCCCACAUCCUCAACUACCAGGAGCCCAUCCCCCCCAACGCGCUGGGCCGGCCCAACGCCAACGACGCCCAGGUGCUCAUGUGGAGGCCCAGGCGAGGGCCCCCCCUCGUGGUCAUCCCGCCAAAAUAAAAGCGCAAAAUAAAUAAAAUAAAAGCGCAAAAUAAAAGAGAGAGAGAGAGA